UGUCGGGAGCAUCAGGCCGUUCGUGGUGUCAUGCGCCUGUGCUGGACACGUGCUUCGCCGAGUGCCCUAUAGCCGCGCCCCUCUCAGCGCACCAUGCGACUGUUGCUGCUGCUGCUGGCGCUGGCCGCCUGCGCCAGCCUGUUCGAGGCAAAGCGUCGCACGCCGCCGCCCAUCAAGGGGGACGACGAUCAUCGUCACGUACGACGGCGACACCGCAAGUUCUCAGUGUGUCACUUUGGAAAGCAAACAUACGAGUUGGAGGCCAUGUGGAACCCGGACCUUGGCUCGCCAUUCGGCAUCAUGUACUGCGUCCAGUGCGAAUGUGUACCGAUACACAGAAAGAAGCGCGUGGUCGGCCGCGUCAAGUGUCGCAACAUAAAGCGUGACUGUCCCAAGCCCAGCUGCAAAAACCCCGUGCUGCCUAUCGGCGAGUGCUGCAAAACCUGCAGCGAUGACGCGUCUCGCGGCAGGUCACGUGCUGACCUCGUUGAUGAAGAGGACGAGCCCAACGGCAAAGAGUUUGCCGUGCUGAUGACGGGCCUGACGUCGUCGCCGCCGAACCGGACGUCCGCGGUGGCCACCGGCCGCUUCCGGCUGGCGCGCCGCGAGCUCACCUACUCGUUCUACUACGAGCGCAUGCAGCGGCCCGACCGGCUCGUCUUCUUCAACCGCGCCGUCAGCAUCGUCGAGGAGCUGGCGAUCUCCAGCACGGAGUACGAGCUGCGCAGCCAGAAGAUCUGCGGCGUGUGGAAGAAGAUGCCGCGCCGCUACCGGCGUCAGCUCAAGAGCGGCCACUUGUUCGUCGGCAUGGCGUACGGCGACGCCGUAGAGGAUAGCAACGGACCGCUGGGCAUCAUCAUCAGCGGCAACAUACUGAGGUACCGCGGCCUGCAGACGGAGAAGUUCAGCGCGCUGCUGGUGCCGCCGGAGCCGAGCUCGCCGCCGUCAGGAGCCGGCGGCACGGCUGUCGUCUCGCUGGCCUCGCAGACGGGCAGCUUCCACCUGACCCUGGUCAGCCGCGGCCUCUGGGGGCCCGAGGACACCACCGACGGCCAGCUGGUCGUUCAGAUGAACGCCCGCAAGAGCGACAAGAUGACCCUGGACGAGCUGGUCAACGUGGCGCGCAUCAAGGACGGCGAGACGAUCGUCGAGGCGACCACGUCACUGCUGCGCGGCGAGAUGCGUCAGCUGGCGCGCGCGCAGCUCUACAUCAAGGUGUUCUCGCGCCAGCACCCGGAGCGCCAGUUGGGCGGCAUCAUCAUGCCACGCAUCGGCUGCAACAUCUUCUCGGCGCUGCUGUCGGGCGUCAAGUCGAGCGACUCGCCGCCGCCGGAGACGACUGCCUCAGGCCUGGCCACGCUGCGUCUCUGGAACGACGGCCGGCUGGACUACGCCAUCCGGCUGCUGAAGGUGCAGUCGACCGUGCUGCGCAUCGGCAUCGAGACGGACAACCGCGGUCGCGGUGGCUCCCGGGCGCCCUACGAGGUGGACGACGUGCUGCCGCAGUACCUCAACGGCUGGGCCAACGGCACGCUGCGCCACAUGGUGGCCAAGGACGUGGAGGCGCUGCUGGACGAGCACCUCUACAUCAACGUGGGCACGGAGCUGUACCGGAGCGAGCUGCGCGGCCGCAUCACGCAGCUCACCGUGAGCGAGGCCCGUCAGUCCGACGCGCCCAUCAUGCUCAUGUCACGCAACACGUCGUCGGCGGCCGUCGCCUGGAUGGCCGUCGAUGACGACUGCGCCCUGCACUACAAGGUUCAGGUGGCAGACCGAACACGUGGCAACCGGACGCAUCGAGCUAGUGGAGUUUCCGGGCAGGAAGCGUCGCGAGCGCGUGCUGGCCGAGUUCGGCGGCUCGCGCGCGGAGAACCGCAUCAACAACCUACCCAAGACGACCAUGAUGCGCAUGGAGAAGGGCCUGACGCUCGUCAAGGUGGUGCCUCUGCACGGCGACGACGAGAUGAGCAGCAAGCACGCCAAGCAAACAUCUGCCUGCCGCUCUGUUUGGACAUUGGGCAGAACAAAAUGCAGGUGUUCGUCCCACAGAGCUGCUUGCCAACGCGACGAGUCCACAUGCGUGGGUACUUCAGCGACCAGAGCGAGGAGAACGAAAUCAGACAGUCAUACGACUGCGAAUAUGAAGAGCAAGUGUACGAGGACGGCGCACAGUGGGACGCCCAGCACGACAGCUGCCGCAUCUGCAGCUGCAACCACGGCCGCGUGGUGUGCGAGAGGAUCGUGUGUCCCGACAUCGGCUGCGAUAAUCGGCUGAGCGUGCCCGGCGCCUGCUGCCCCGCCUGCGACAACAAGACGGCGCCGGCGCCGACCGGGGAGCCGCGAGGCUGCUCGCUGGCUGGACGGUUCCGGCCUGUCGGCAGCAUCUGGCACCCGUUCGUGCCGCCAUUCGGCUUCGACAAGUGCGUCACCUGCGCGUGCGAGCAGGCGAGCGCCGGGACGGGCCAUCCCCGGGUAUCGUGCAGCAAGGUGCCGUGUCCGGAGCUGGACUGUCCGGGCCGCGAGUACAAGCCGCGCUCGGGCACCUGCUGCCGCCAGUGUCGGCCGCCGCCGCCGCCGGUGCCGGCCCAGCCGCGCAUGCUGGCCAGCACCAGCCGAACCGGUGAGAUGCAAGAUCAGGGUCGGGAGCUGACGCCCGAGGAAGUGCUGCAGGCCGGCGGCUGCCGCAAGUCCUCGAAAUUCUACCGGAAUGGCGACCAGUGGAACCCGCGCAUCGUUACCAUCGGCGUGCUGCCCUGCGUGGUCUGCCACUGCAGGGACCGCCAGAUAUCGUGCUCGCGCAAGCAGUGUCCGAAGCUCACGUGCGGCCUCACCAAGAAGCAGCCAGGCGAAUGCUGCGACGUGUGCCGGCGAUCGGCCGAGCCAACGGCGAUCGGCGAUCGGCCGGGCAAGGCGCCAUCGGCCAACGGCGAUCGGCCGGGCAAGGCGCGGCGGCGCCACGCGCCGCGCUACCGCCGGACGUAAGCGGCGUCGCGCGGCGCCCCCACCCACCCGCGCCCGCCGCACUGGCGGGAAGUACAAAGCCGAAACAUUGCGUGCAAUGUGAGGCGGCGCCGGCCGCUGGAGGGGACCGCGGCGCGGCGGCCGCGAGCCCAGCGGCGCCGCCCGAGACGCACCGGCGCCGCCGCCUGUAUUCACCGGAGCGUGGCCGGGGCGCCACCUGUCUAUAGCCGCGCCGGCGUCCGGGCCGGCGCGACGCGGCGCGCGCCGCCCACUGCGUACCUGUACAUAGUGCCAUAGCUGUAAGUGUCAUAGCGAGCGGGCUGGCGGCGCCGGCCGGGAGCGGGCGGGGGCGCGGCGUUCUGCCCCCCGACCGCGGACCGUCGCCGCGCGCGCGGCCCAGGCGACACGCAACGCGCGACCGACGGGGGCGAAGAUUGUACGCUUAUUGUUGGUGCCAGUGGCCGGUGGCAGACGCAGUCCGAUUAUUUUUGUAAAAAUGCACGGUGGACGCGGAUCGGUUCAGCUUGUGCGCGCGGCUGGGGGCGAGCGGCGGUCGAGCGUUGCGCCGGCACUGUGUGUGACAGGGACGCGGGUGGGUGCGCUUCAAAACGGACCGGCCGCGCGAGCCGCGAGCGCGGAGCACGAGAGGAAACGGCGCGGAAUUGAAGGCAGCCGAUGAAGACGCUGAAGAUGUGAGACGAUCACGGCUGCUGCUCUCCUUCUCUGGUAAAGUUAGGCUGCAGGCGGUUGUGAGUGCAAAAGGGGGCAUCAGCAAGUCAUUAGGAUAUCGGCGUGCGUCGAGCCCGCGCGGAGUCGGGGGUGACCCGGUUGUUGUGAGUGACCCUUAGGCCACGCGACUGUGAGCAGCAUCGAGUCAGAUAUAUUUGUUCUCAGGGUCGUCUGUUAUAGGCUCGUAGCGUAGCUAAUCGCUGUCGUAAGCAUUCGUCCAGGGGUGUCACGGCCAUUGGCGUGGCGGCGCAGUAGCGAAGGCCACUCUUGUGUCGAUUAACCGCGGAGGGAGGGCGCGCCGCGGGAUGAGGGCUCCCGUCCCAGUCAUGGCUUUAGGCUUUGUUCAGCUGUGCCGUUCGGUGGCGUGCACUGCGCUGGCCGCUCUGACCGGCGAGACCGGCCGGUCGACGCUGGCGCGUCCCGCAGCUGGUGGGCCCCCGUGUCGGCGCGUGAUGCCCCUCCGCUCCCGGUGCGUGGAGGCAAGCAGAGAGGGAGAGCGAGGCGAGGCGAAAAAGGAGAAUGAUAACGAGAGAAACGAUGGAGAGGUGAGCAUGCGAACGAGAGACUGCGCGCGUGUGCGCAAGGGAGCGAGAGCGUGAGAGAGAGGGAGGGAGGAGGUCAGCGCAGGGGAGAGCGCGCGCGCCGCCCCAGUCGGCGCUCCCGGCCAGCCCGGCAGCCCCGGUGUACGAGAUGUGAUACUGGGCAGUGACGGCGUGGGCGUCGCCGAGCGGUCCGUGUCAUGUAAAAUACAGCCACACCAUA
This is a messenger RNA of Pollicipes pollicipes, 4452 nucleotides long. RefSeq names its product dorsal-ventral patterning protein Sog. Gene Ontology annotation, biological process: dorsal/ventral pattern formation; multicellular organism development; negative regulation of BMP signaling pathway. The transcript has 15 exons. The record is from RefSeq and is a predicted model, not a curated record. Gene Ontology annotation, molecular function: BMP binding. Lineage: Eukaryota; Metazoa; Arthropoda; Thecostraca; Pollicipedomorpha; Pollicipedidae. The coding region runs from base 94 to 2982 and encodes 962 amino acids.